Molecule: messenger RNA, 3644 nt
Organism: Perognathus longimembris pacificus (Pacific pocket mouse)
Lineage: Eukaryota; Metazoa; Chordata; Mammalia; Rodentia; Heteromyidae
Gene: B3gnt9
Product: UDP-GlcNAc:betaGal beta-1,3-N-acetylglucosaminyltransferase 9
Exons: 1
Coding region: 1667-2845 (392 amino acids)
Cellular component (GO): membrane
Molecular function (GO): hexosyltransferase activity
Source: RefSeq, a predicted model, not a curated record
CACUUCCCACUCUGCGGCUUAGCACUGGGCCGAACCUUCUUAAUGCAAUGGGUGCUCCCCAAUCAGGACUGACUGGCUAACAUCCGGUUAUAUAAUAGUGGCUGAUUUUCCUCCUUGGAUUGUACCAUUUCUUGGUCCAUCCCCACCCUCACCCACCUGUCCAUUCAUGAACUUUUAGUUCUGACCCUUUUCCUGAACUUAAUACACCCAGAGGUCUCAAACUUUCUCCUCAGAAUGUUCUGCAGGCAUGCCAUUUGCUGUGGAUCACACCCAGCUUUUUUCUGUUGAAAUGGGGUUACCUUUUUUAAAACCUAGACUGGCCUCCUAACUGCAAUUUUCUGGAUCUUGGUUUCUGGGGAAACUAGGAUGACAGAUGGGAGCCACCUGCUCCCUACCCAGGUCACACUUUGGCUCACUGGCUUUUUCUAGGGGCUUCCCUGGCCAGCCUACUGCAGCUUGCAGUGACAUAGGCACGAUGAUCUUUACUUCCUGCAGAAGGCAAUACGGAAGACCAGGGGUCUCAAAACUAGGACUAGACCUGGGGAGAAAAGACAUGCCUUUCCCGAGAAGCGAACACAGAUUUGGUCCCAUGUCCUCUAUCCCAGAAGAAUCCUGCCUUACCAAACACCCGGGCCAAUACUUUCUGCUUGGGAGACCCUGGACGAGUCCGUGGACUCGGGAGUGGCAUUCCCAUCUGUGGCUAGGAGAGCUGCUGGCAGGGUUGGACGAGCUAUCUUGUUUUUGUGUCUGUUUUUACUGGAUGGCAGACAUGGCAGAGCCAGGAGUAAAGGAGGUAGCCGUGUGUGUGUGUGGGGGGGGGCACUGCCUGGUGGGACCCGGCUUGCUGAGGAGAGACUCUGAAGAAGGAAGGGUAGGCCACAAUAAUGGCUAGAUCGACACCUGGCCGCUCAGCCCGAGGCUUCUGGAAACCCAGUCCCAUCUACUCCACAGAAGGGGUAGGAGUCACCUGGCACUUUCCAAGCCACAGGAAGGCAAGCCGAAAGCUUCCGCUAGCGCCACGAGCAGGCUUUCCCGGGAGAAAGGGCCGGCGAGCAAUCUUCCCAGGGAUUAGUCCCCACUUGGAGAUGGAGGUGCUUCAGGCACCCCUAGCGCCUGGGCGGAGCUCGGCUCCAGAUGUCCUGGCGCCCACAGCUGGAAGGUCACGUGGCACUGCCCCCCCUCUUCUUGCCAACUCUGCAUUUGGCCCAGGCCCCGCCCGUGGCUGCCCUUGGGACCCUGCACCGAGCCCGCGGCCCCGACAUCGGGGUGCUACUCCUCGGAUCUGGGAUCGAGCGUGAGUGUCGGGAUCCCUAGGACAGAAGCCCGGGACGGGGAAGGGAAAGCGGAGCGGGAUUCGGCUGCAGCGCGGGGGCCGGGGGCCGAGCCGAGGCUCCGGUCUCGGCGGCUGCGGGCCACCAGCCUAGGCCCCAGCCGAGGGGCUCGGAGUCGGCCGCCAGGGGUGACCGAGGCGUCCGGCUGUGGCCCAGGCAGUGCGUUAGGACCCCGGCGCGGAGGCUGCCCGCAGGGGAUGGACCGCCGCUAGGCUGGCCCGAGGCCGGGGCGUGGCCUCCGGUCUCCUCCUUUGGGGAGGGCGGGACCCCCGCCACCGCCGCGGGGGCCCCCUCGGCGACCCCGGCGAGGGAGCGCGGGCGCAGGCCUAGCGGACAUGAGGACGAGGCUGCGCCUCCGCCGGGACGCGUCCGUGACGCUGCUCCUCGGGGCCAGCCUGGGCCUCCUGCUCUACUCGCAGCGCGACGGGGCGGCCCCGACCACCAGCCGGUCGCCAGCGCCGGGGCCGGCGGCCCCGAGGCCCACCCCGGGGCCUCGCAGGUUCCAGGCCCCCGACGUAGCCCCGCCGGCCUACGAAGGGGACACGCCCGUGCCCCCCACGCCCACCGGCCCUUUUGACUUCGGCCGCUACCUGCGGGCCAAGGACCAGCGGCGCUUCCCGCUGCUCAUCAACCAGCCGCGCAAGUGCCGCGGCCGCCAGCCGGAUCUGCUCGUCGCCGUCAAGUCGGUGGCCGCCGACUUCGAGCGGCGCCAGGCGGUGCGCCAGACGUGGGGUGCCGAGGGCCGCGUGCAGGGGGCGCUGGUGCGCCGCGUGUUUCUGCUGGGCGUGCCCAGGGGCGCAGGCGGCGAGCGGGGGGACGCGGGCACGCCGACGCACUGGCGCGCCCUGCUGAGAGCCGAGAGCCUGGUCUACCGAGACAUCUUGCUCUGGGCUUUCGACGACACCUUCUUCAACCUGACGCUCAAGGAGAUCCACUUUCUGAACUGGGCCUCGGCCUUCUGCCCCGACGCGCGCUUCAUCUUCAAGGGCGACGCCGAUGUGUUCGUGCACUUGGGGAACCUGCUGCAGUUCCUGGCGCCGCGGGAUCCCGCCCGGGACCUGCUGGCGGGCGACGUGAUCGUGCAGGCGCGGCCAAUCCGAGCGAGGGCCAGCAAGUACUACAUCCCCGAGGCCGUGUACGGCCUGCCCGCCUAUCCCGCCUACGCGGGCGGAGGGGGCUUCGUGCUCUCCAGGGCCACGCUGCGCCGCCUGGCCGCUGCCUGCGCGCAGGUGGAGCUCUUUCCCAUCGAUGAUGUCUUUCUAGGCAUGUGUCUGCAGCGCCUGCGGCUCACACCUGAGCCUCACCCGGCUUUCCGGACCUUUGGCAUCUCCCAGCCUUCAGCUGCGCCGCACUUGCGCACCUUUGACCCCUGCUUCUACCGCGAACUGGUGGUCGUGCACGGGCUCUCCGCCUCUGACAUCUGGCUUAUGUGGCACCUGCUGCACCGACCACACGGGCCAGUCUGUGCACGUCCCCAGCCCGUGGCUGCCGUCUCCUUUCAAUGGAGCUCUUAGUGUCAAGUUUUUCCUCACUCCGCCUCAAGAUGGAGCCAGAGGGCAGCUUAGAGAGGUUUCCAAUACUGUUUGAUUAUGGGGUGUGUGUGGUCCCGCCUUCCCCCGCUCCCCCAGCCCAUCGGGUGUCUGCUUCAGAAGGAUCCCAGAGAAUGGAGAUGGAGCUUGGCUCCUGCUGGCUCCCACUAUCAACUGCAGGUCUGAAGCCAGUAGAAGAGUGACCCACUGACAUAGUCAGAGCCCAGGUGGUGGAAAACCAUGUUUUGUCCCACAGGCCCCAGAGAAGUAUGUUAGGCCUCCUAGUAGCAAAUAUCAGUACCAUGGUGGUGUGUAGGUGUGAUUAGAACCCUUGGGUCAGUAUAAACAAAUGGAAAUAUCAAGGCCAGACCUCAGGCCUUGUGGACUAUCGUGGCAGGCAGUGAGCUAGGACUAUUCAAAAGUAGACAUUUUGCUUCCUAUCUGCUCAUCCAAAUUGGCCUAGGGCCACCUUUGUCCUGUCCACUUUACUUUUCUAGAGCCAACCUCUCCUGUGCCCCAGUCUGCCUGGAACACUAGGAUGGAGCCAAGUACAGGGAGAACUAUCAUCAUCCUACCUAAGGUCUGCCUACCUCCUAUAGCACCCAUACAAUUAUGCCAAUAUCCUGAUAGCUGUCGCAAUCAUUUUAGAGGAAUUGGGGAGCCCUUCUAAGAUUCCUCCACUACAAAUUCAUGCUCCUCAACCAUCCCUCCUUCAAAAACCAGUACUUCACACUGAUCUUAGUACAAACAUCUCAGCAGCAGCACACGGUGGGCCAUUGCUGAG